Pan troglodytes (chimpanzee) is the source of this 1884-nucleotide messenger RNA. RefSeq names its product cholinergic receptor nicotinic alpha 4 subunit (gene CHRNA4). Gene Ontology annotation, molecular function: transmembrane signaling receptor activity; acetylcholine-gated monoatomic cation-selective channel activity. Gene Ontology annotation, biological process: monoatomic ion transmembrane transport. Gene Ontology annotation, cellular component: postsynaptic membrane. The record is from RefSeq and is marked provisional. NCBI's taxonomy places the organism in Eukaryota, Metazoa, Chordata, Mammalia, Primates, Hominidae.
AUGGAGCUAGGGGGCUCCGGAGCGCCGCGGCUGCUGCCGCCGCUGCUGCUGCUUCUGGGGACCGGCCUCCUGCGCGCCAGCAGCCAUGUGGAGACCCGGGCCCACGCCGAGGAGCGGCUCCUGAAGAAACUCUUCUCCGGUUACAACAAGUGGUCCCGACCUGUGGCCAACAUCUCGGACGUGGUCCUCGUCCGCUUCGGCCUGUCCAUCGCUCAGCUCAUUGACGUGGAUGAGAAGAACCAGAUGAUGACCACGAACGUAUGGGUGAAGCAGGAAUGGCACGACUACAAGCUGCGCUGGGACCCAGCUGACUAUGAGAAUGUCACCUCCAUCCGCAUCCCCUCUGAGCUCAUCUGGCGGCCGGACAUUGUCCUCUACAACAAUGCUGACGGGGACUUCGCGGUCACCCACCUGACCAAGGCCCACCUGUUCCAUGACGGGCGGGUGCAGUGGACUCCCCCGGCCAUUUACAAGAGCUCCUGCAGCAUCGACGUCACCUUCUUCCCCUUCGACCAGCAGAACUGCACCAUGAAAUUCGGCUCCUGGACCUACGACAAGGCCAAGAUCGACCUGGUGAACAUGCACAGCCGCGUGGACCAGCUGGACUUCUGGGAGAGUGGCGAGUGGGUCAUCGUGGACGCCGUGGGCACCUACAACACCAGGAAGUACGAGUGCUGCGCCGAGAUCUACCCGGACAUCACCUAUGCCUUCGUCAUCCGGCGGCUGCCGCUCUUCUACACCAUCAACCUCAUCAUCCCCUGCCUGCUCAUCUCCUGCCUCACCGUGCUGGUCUUCUACCUGCCCUCCGAGUGUGGCGAGAAGAUCACGCUGUGCAUCUCCGUGCUGCUGUCGCUCACCGUCUUCUUGCUGCUCAUCACCGAGAUCAUCCCGUCCACCUCACUGGUCAUCCCGCUCAUCGGCGAGUACUUGCUGUUCACCAUGAUCUUCGUCACCCUGUCCAUCGUCAUCACGGUCUUCGUGCUCAAUGUGCACCACCGCUCGCCACGCACGCACACCAUGCCCACCUGGGUACGCAGGGUCUUCCUGGACAUCGUGCCGCGCCUGCUCCUCAUGAAGCGGCCGUCCGUGGUCAAGGACAAUUGCCGGCGGCUCAUCGAGUCCAUGCACAAGAUGGCCAGUGCCCCGCGCUUCUGGCCCGAGCCAGAAGGGGAGCCCCCUGCCACGAGCGGCACCCAGAGCCUGCACCCGCCCUCACCGUCCUUCUGCAUCCCCCUGGAUGUGCCGGCUGAGCCUGGGCCUUCCUGCAAGUCACCGUCCGACCAGCUCCCUGCUCAGCAGCCCCUGGAAGCUGAGAAAGCCAGCCCCCACGCCUCGCCUGGACCCUGCCGCCCGCCCCACGGCACCCAGGCACCAGGGCUGGCCAAAGCCAGGUCCCUCAGCGUCCAGCACAUGUCCAGCCCUGGCGAAGCAGUGGAAGGCGGCAUCCGGUGCCGGUCUCGGAGCAUCCAGUACUGUGUUCCCCGAGACGAUGCCACCUCCGAGGCAGGUGGCCAGGCUGCUGGCGCCCUGGCCUCUCGCAACACCCACUCGGCUGAGCUCCCACCCCCAGACCGGCCCUCUCCGUGCAAAUGCACGUGCAAGAAGGAGCCCUCUUCGGUGUCCCCGAGCGCCACGGUCAAGGCCCGCAGCACCAAAGCGCCGCCCCGGCACCUGCCCCUGUCCCCGGCCCUGACCCGGGCGGUGGAGGGUGUCCAGUACAUUGCAGACCACCUGAAGGCCGAAGACACAGACUUCUCGGUGAAGGAGGACUGGAAGUACGUGGCCAUGGUCAUCGACCGCAUCUUCCUCUGGAUGUUCAUCAUCGUCUGCCUGCUGGGGACGGUGGGCCUCUUCCUGCCGCCCUGGCUGGCUGGCAUGAUCUAG